Molecule: messenger RNA, 3418 nt
Organism: Apis mellifera (honey bee)
Lineage: Eukaryota; Metazoa; Arthropoda; Insecta; Hymenoptera; Apidae
Product: rho GTPase-activating protein gacU
Exons: 8
Coding region: 459-3329 (956 amino acids)
Cellular component (GO): catalytic step 2 spliceosome
Source: RefSeq, a predicted model, not a curated record
UACUUGGUUUAACACGUGACUUCGAAGAAAGUAUGAUAUAUCAAUUGAAUAUUCAUCAUUUUACUUUCAAAACUUACUUACAUACCUUAAAUUCUUUAAUAUAAAGAAUAUAAAUAUUACAUUUUUGGCUUUACAAUGUAUUUUUAGAAUAACAACUUUAUAAAAAACAUAUAUUCUGAUAUAUGAUAUGAGUGUUUUGAAGCAAGCAUCGCUUGGCAACAGUGGUGGCAUUUAAAUUCCAUAAUAGUUCUGUAAUAUUUUCGCUAUUUUUUAUUUAUAAUUUUAAAUUGGAAUUUAAUUUCAAUUCCAAUCGUUACUAAUUAUGAUUUAAAAAUUAUGAAUCAUAAUUUUAAAAAUGAUAAAAUAUCUUGAUGCAUGAUAUAAAAUGUUUUGAAUGAUAGAUAUACUUUCCUAUACUUCAUCUGUGCUAAUUGUUUUCAUAUAUUUUAAAUUUAACAAUGGAUACUCCAGGAUCUCAAGCUUUGGAAGUAGCUAAAAAUAUGAAAGACUUAGCUGUAUUUAAAAAACCAUUAGGGGUUGCAAAAAAACAUAAAAAAGUACAACCAAAAAUCCUAGAUGAAGAUACAUAUAUAAAAAGGAUGGGAGAAAUUAUUCAAAGAGAUUUUUUUCCACAUUUAGAUAAACUUCAAGCACAAAAUCAAUAUUUAGAUGCAUUAGAACAAAAUGAUGUGAAAAGAAUGAGAGAACUUUAUGAAAAAUAUAGUUCAGGACGUCCAACAACUGAAAGACCUGCUAGUCCAGCUACAUUUGAAACGCCUAUGAAUAAAAUUGAAUCAGAAGAUGAACAAUUUAAAUCUUCAAAAGAAUCAAAAGAUACACCUGUUGAUAAAAUUAUAAAAGAUAAAGACAAAACAGAGCUUAUACCUGGAUUAGAUGCAUAUUUGAGUACUCAUACAAGUGAAGAUAAUGCAAGUUUCGAAGAGAUGAUGAUUGAAGCAGAAAAAAGACUAAAGCUUAAAUUUGCUUGGCUUUAUAAAGCUGAAGAGAAUUCUAAAGUAUCGAAAAAUGAUAAAAAUUCAGAUACAUUGGCUCUUGAAAAUGAUAACAAGAAUCAAUUAGACAGUUGGAAUUAUAAAAAUAAAAAUUAUAUUAUGUAUGUUCCUGAUGGAGUAGAAUUAACUCCUGAUGAGAGAAUAGAUUUAGCUAAGAAAAAACAAAUAGUAGUACAUGAAAAUACAAGACUUCGAAUUAAUCCUUUUAAUGAACAACAAAAUAAAGAAACUAUUAAUGAAUUAGCAAAAAAUCAAUCAAAAGCUAAUGAUGGGAAGAUAGGAGUUGAUGGCAAAGAAAUUGUAAGAAAUCCAACACCUAGAGUAAAUGGAUUUAGCUUUGUAGCAACUCCAAGUCCAAGACCUGGAGAAUGUGAGAGUCCUUUAAUGACAUGGGGUCAAAUAGAAGGUACACCAUUUAGAUUAGAUGGAGGGGAUACACCAUUAUUGAGAACAAGUCAAGGACCAUCGUUUAGAAUGGCAGAACCUCCAAAAAGAGAGCAACUUGCAUUACAACUAGCAGAAAAAGCUGGUGAAAGACAUAGAGAUAGAAAAAAUAAAGCUUUAGAAGCAGCAAGAAAAUCAUUAGCAACCCCAUCACCUAGAUCAACCAUGGAUCGUUUGAGUACUAUGUCUCCAGCUGCUAGAAGAUUAGCUACUCAAAAACUUCGUAUAGCAAGUACACCAACUCCACGAAGAAUAUCAUCUUUAAAAACACCAUCAAUAGGUAUCAGAACACCUAGCACUCCACGAAUAAAUACAGUUUUAAAAUCUGAAAAUCAUCUUGAAAACAGCAAUACACGGUGUCAAGAUUCUGUUCUUACUGAUAAUUUGCUUAAUUUGCCUCUUCAAAGGCAAAGAGCAGCAGAUUUUUUUAAUAAAAGCGUUUACAAAAAAAGAAUGAAUCAGAAUGUUCAGAAGAUAAUCAUCAGUAUGAAGUCUUCAAUAUUGAAUACACUUUUUAUCUUAACAAUAGCAUAUCUAAUAGUUCAAGUACAAAAUAAGGAAUGUACAUGCGGUAGUUUGGGACAAGGUUCAAAUCCUUGCACUUCUAGUGAGGUUGUUGUAAAAGCUACAAAAUUACCAAAGCCUACACAUUAUGUAUCACCACAAGAAAUCAAGAAUGCUGCAAAUCCAAAAAGUAGUCAAAUUGAUUGUUCUAAUUCACAAAGUAAUAGCAAUUCUAUUCCUCAAAGUAACAGUGAUUCAAAGAGCAGUACUUGUGGAUGUACUGAAAAUACAUACAAUAACAAUAAUUUAAAAACUCAAAGUGAAAGUUCAACCAAUUCUAAUGAAUCUAAACAAAAUUUAGAAACUUUGGAAAAUUCUAAUAAUUUCAAUGGCAAUGUUGCACCUAGAUUUUCACCAAUUGGAGAUUUAUGUUAUCCUCUUCCUAAUAUAGAACCUUAUAGUGGAAAAUUAAUAGAAAAAACUAAAGUUACACCAGCUUAUCCUGGUAAACUUGUAUGUUGUCCUCCUUCAAUUCCUUAUGAAACAUGUAUAAACACAGCUAUUGGAAAAACUGAAAUUACAUCUACUUCUGAUCCCAAAUCAUUUAGCACAUCUAAUUUAUAUGGAAAUAUGAAUUUUGAAACAAAUUCUGCAAUGUAUAAUAAUUUACCUAUUUUUAAUUUAAAUAAUGGAAAUGGGCAAAAACAAUAUUCAAAAAUGAGCAGCACUUCUUCGGAUUGUUUUGAUUAUAUUACAGAUGAAAUUCAAGAUCAUAAUUCAUAUCCAGCAGCAAUGCCAGCAGAUGCAGUUUCUCUUACUCUUGCAUACAAAAAUCUUCGUGCACCAAAUGUAAUUUAUAGACAAGGAAAACAAUUUGUUCCAGAAGAUAAAUUAUCUUUUGGUCAUAGAACAUUACCAACUGAUGUAAAAAAUGAAAAUCAAAUUCUUGAUAUUGCAGAAGAAAAAUUAAUAACAGUUAACAAACCUGUUGUAGAAUUAAAAUUAGCACCUCCAAAAACUGUUGUUAUUGGUUCCUAUGAUGAACAAGAAGAAGCUAAAUUAGCAGAACUUGAAGCAAUUGAACGUGAAAGUAUAACACAAGAAGAAACUUCUAAUCAAAUGUCAGAAAGUCUUAUUACUUACAAAGAUUUAGGCUAUGCACCAGUAAAUGCAAAUUAUCCAAAAUCUACAAAUUAUAAUCAAGAAAUAAGCAAUAUGAAAAUUGAUGAUAAUGAAGAAGAACCAUGUGGAUCUUUGGGACCAUCCAGACCAGAUUAUAUUCCAGGCAGAAUAAUAGUGCAAGAAAAACUUUUUAAUGAAAAUAUGGAAUUCCAGACUUCUUCAGGAUCUAAAUCAUGUCCAACAUAAUAUAUCAAAUAAUGCAAGAUUUGAUUUUUUAAUUUCAAAUUACAUUAAAAUUGUACAUUUUUUGUUAAUAAAUGGAAACAAUAUUUGUA